AUGCUGGACUACCAGGCCGAAGCAGACAGCAGCAGCAGCAGCAGCAGCAGCAGCAGCAGCAGCAGCCAGCAGCAGCAGCAGCAGAAGCUGCCCGUGCUCGCCCAGGCGAUGCCCCUAGGCCCGCAGCAACAAACGCAGCAGGAAACGCAGGGGCUGCAGCAGCAGCAACAGCAUUUGCUGCAGCAGCAGCAGCAGCAGCAGCAAAGGCAAGAGACAGCUGCUGCCAAACACGCAGCAGGAGAGGAGGCCCUUAUGUCCGGGGGGCCCCACGGCGAGCUGCUGCGCGACUGCAGCCGCCCGCAAGACGCCGCGGGAAAGCUGCAGCAGAAGCUGCUGCUGCCAGCAGCAGCAGCAGCAGCAGCAACAGCAGCAGCAGGAAACACAGAUGAGUUCAUUGACCAAAUCAGCGCAGAACUCUCGCAGCUGCAAAGCAGACUGCCUCUAGGGGGGGCCCCCCAGUCUGAAGCUCCCCUACCCACUCAUCUACUAAGAGAUCAAAACUAA
Molecule: messenger RNA, 504 nt
Organism: Eimeria tenella
Lineage: Eukaryota; Apicomplexa; Conoidasida; Eucoccidiorida; Eimeriidae
Exons: 1
Coding region: 1-504 (167 amino acids)
Source: RefSeq, a predicted model, not a curated record